AUGUCCUCUCACCAAUGUCCAUAUUGCCCAAAAGCGCCCCCUACAGCUCAAGGAUUGAGCUCACACCUCGCUCAAUCUCAGCGAUGCAAAGAAAAGCUGGCAGCCUUCUAUAGAGCUGAGGACUUGUUGAAUGUCAACAAUGACGAGGAUGUUGAGAUGGGAGACCAACCAAUGUAUGCUCCCAAUGAUCCCGACAGUGACUUGGAAUCAGAUCCCGAUGUUGAACUUGACCCACCGAGAGUCAUCCCUAUUGCUGAAUCAAAUCUCUCGGGUGAUGAAGGACCUGCCGACCUCAACACGCAUUCGAGACGUGCAUCAGUUGAAGAGGUUGAAGACGAGGACGAUGGAGAUGAUGCGCGAUACAUUGAAGACUAUGCAGGUGCUGGUUUGCCACAUGCUGAAAGGUGUCAGUCCAACUUUAAGCGCCAUUUUAACAACCAAAGAGAAGCCGGUGACGCACCUUGGGCACCUUUCGAGAGCGAAGAUGAGUGGGAACUUGCAAGGUGGCUGAUGACAUCCGGUGUCAGUCAGAAGCAAAUGGAGGAGUUCCUGAAGCUGAACAAGAUUAAGAAGGGGGCGGACCCUUCUUUCCACAAUGUCCGGGCACUACUGAAACGAAUUGAUGCCCUUCCCGGUGGACCUGACUGGACGUGUACAUCAUUUCGAGUCCAAGGUGACGUUGUUGACGCAAACGGCGCUUUGAAGACAGAGGACGUAGAACUUUGGCAUCGUAAUCCUGUCGAAUGCAUCAAAGAAUUAAUGGGAAAUCCAGCGUUCAAAGGCAAACAGUUUUACGCACCAAAGAGAGUGUAUAGGAAUGCUGAUGGCACGAAUCGUGACUGGUGGUGGUUUAUGCAGAUGGAGUUGCCUGAUGGGGUCACAAUCGCACCCGUCAUUGUGUCUUCUGACAAGACACAGCUCACCCGCUUUGCUGGGGAUAAGCAAGCGUGGCCGGUGCCCUUGAUUGAUGUGGGGACAAACGGUGUCGACAUGCAGUGCGCUGAUGGCUUCAUCCGAACCAUCUAUCCGAUCUUGGCAUCGUACAUUGCCGAUUAUCCCGAGCAAUGCCUUGUCGCGUGUUGCAAGGAAAGUGCCUGUCCAAGGUGUAUCGUAAAUCCAAAGGAGCACGGCGCCCGACUUUUCUCCGACUCACGCGAUCCUGGAAUCACAAUCCGCGUCUUGGGAGAGAAAGCUGAUGGCGAAAACCCACCCGAAUUUGAUGAUCACAGCCUUCGAGCCAUCAACCCCUUCUGGGCAGACCUCCCUCACUGCAAUAUAUUCACGAGCAUGACGCCCGACAUUCUCCAUCAACUUCACAAGGGGGUUUUCAAGGACCACAUCUCGAGUUGGGCGACGGAAGCCACUGAAGGUGGUGAGGGUGAAGUUGAUGCGUGCUUCCAGUGUAUGUCCCCUCAUCCAAGCCUCCGACAUUUCAAGAGGGGCAUCUCGUUAACGACACAGUGGACCGGAACUGAACACAAAAACAUGGAGAAGGUUUUUCUUACAGUCCUCGCUGGUGCCACCGACCCGGCUGUCAUCCGCGCUGUGCGUGGCAUUUUGGAUUUCAUCUAUUAUGCUCACUUUGAGACCCAUACUGACGAAUCUUUGGGUCUUCUCGACGCAGCAUGGCUCACCUUCCACGAUAACAAACACAUCUUUGAAGAUCUCGAAAUACGGAAACACUUCAAUAUCAGCAAACUUCACAAUAUCAAACACUACAUCGAUGUGAUCCGAUCACAUGGAACUGCUGAUGGGUUCAACACAGAAGGUACAGAACGCCUACACAUUGAUCUUGCGAAAAUGGGGUACAAGGCAACCAACAAGAAGGAAUUCAUCAAGCAAAUGACGAUAUGGCUCCGCCGCCAAGAGUCCAUCCAACGUUUCUGCCUGUACCUCCAAUGGGCCGUUCCGGGCUAUACUGCUGAAAUCUCGAAGAACGGUAGCGAGGUUGACAAAGACGAAGAGGAGGACGAAGAGGAGGAUGAAGAAGAGGACGACGUUAACAGAGUGGCUGCGGGAGAUGAAGUGGUGGAAAGUUAUACCGUCGCAAAGAAACCUGCGCUGCACAAUGUUUCAGUAACGUCCAUUCACCUUACGUCGUUCAUCAAUACGGAACGACUGGUUGGCGACAUUGCGCUGAGCGCAGCAUCCGUGUUUGAUCUGUACAAGCAAGUUGGAUUCGUCCUCCCCCCAAUUCCUGAAGUUACUUCGAAACCUACGCCAGAUGUCAUCCAUGCCGUCAGAGCGGUGCCAGCCAUGAUAACUUCGCAAGGCAUAAAACAGGCCGUUCCGGGUCGAUUUAGCACAGUACUCGUUCAAGAGAGCCCGAGCAUUGUGGCGGGUGGUCCUUUAAGUGGACUCCGCGUUGCUCAGGUAUGGGUCAUCUUCAAAUUGCCAGCUGAAUUUGGCCAAUACAACCACCCCCUCGCCUACGUUCAUUGGUACACACCCCUGCGACCCACCCCCAAUGAUCUCGACACCAACAUGUUCACAAUUUCGAGGUCCUCUCACAAUCAUCGCCAGCGCGCAUCCGUCAUUCCUGUGGCCAAGAUAAUAUGGAGCUGCCACCUUGCUCCAAAAUUCGGCCGCAAGAUGCCUGAUACUUGGACAUCAUCUACGGUUCUUGAUGAUGCAACCAACUUUUUUAUUAAUCCCUACCUUCGCCAUCACGACUUCUUCCUUCUAUGA
Molecule: messenger RNA, 2688 nt
Organism: Laccaria bicolor S238N-H82
Lineage: Eukaryota; Fungi; Basidiomycota; Agaricomycetes; Agaricales; Hydnangiaceae
Exons: 7
Coding region: 1-2688 (895 amino acids)
Source: RefSeq, a predicted model, not a curated record